Molecule: messenger RNA, 633 nt
Organism: Raphanus sativus (radish)
Lineage: Eukaryota; Viridiplantae; Streptophyta; Magnoliopsida; Brassicales; Brassicaceae
Exons: 4
Coding region: 111-443 (110 amino acids)
Source: RefSeq, a predicted model, not a curated record
CCUCCUAUCGGGAAACAAAAGAGAGAGAGAGAGAGGGACGAUAGGAAGGGGAAAAGCAGAAGAAGAAGAAGAAGAAGAAGAAGAAGAAGAAGAUUCAGCAGCAACAAGAGAUGAUGAAGAAGACGCAAACGAUUUUCGGCAAGUACUGGCGUAGAGGUUUUUCAUCCAUCGCUUCUUCCCCUCUGACCUCGAGGGUCAAGCAGGAGUUGGCGGAGCAGAAUGGCUUGGGUCUCUUUGGAGCAUUUAUUGGUGGAUGGUGUAUCAAAGCUUCCAUAAAUGUUUACAAGAAAAGAGAGCAUUGGUACAGAGUGGACAGAUUGUCUAAAGAGAACGACGAGCGUUUUGUUGAUCUGUUGACUAGAUCUUCCCAGCUCACAAUGGCAAGGACUGAAGCCAGUCGCAAACGUUUGAUGGAUAUGAAAGACAGAGUCGAUUCUGACUAGUCUCUUCCCCGAUGGCAAUCUCUCUCUCUCUCUCUCUAUCUAUCUAUGUAUUUCGGUGCUCUACUGAUCUUGUUUGUACACCACAGAUUCUAAAAAUUUGGCUAGCUCAUUACAAACACUUGAGGAUAUUGAUAUUUUCAAUAUCUUAACAAGAUAUUUAUGUUAUUACAAAAGCAACAUAUUAUAAGUA